Molecule: messenger RNA, 3059 nt
Organism: Heteronotia binoei (common prickly gecko)
Lineage: Eukaryota; Metazoa; Chordata; Lepidosauria; Squamata; Gekkonidae
Gene: SAMHD1
Product: SAM and HD domain containing deoxynucleoside triphosphate triphosphohydrolase 1
Exons: 16
Coding region: 174-2018 (614 amino acids)
Biological process (GO): defense response to virus; dGTP catabolic process; regulation of innate immune response
Cellular component (GO): nucleus
Molecular function (GO): protein binding; dGTPase activity
Source: RefSeq, a predicted model, not a curated record
CUCCCAGAAGCUCCCUUAUGGCCCGCCCACCGUGGCACUGAGAGGCGGCCGCAGGUCACGUGGCUCUUUUCCCGGGGAAUCGCGCCUCUCUGGGCUGGCGACGAGGCAGUUCGGCUGAGCUAGAGAGGAGAGGGGCUGCGCCGCGUGGCUUCUUCCUCGCAGAAGCGAAAGUGAUGCAGAAGUCUGGCAAGGAUGGAAUCUCGAAACGGGCCCGGCCCGACAGCCCGGCGGAUGGGUUCCACACGCCAGAGAAACGUGUCUCUGCCUGGCAGGAUGCGGAUCCCGACCGUCUCCAUCCCCGGUUCUGGGGAACCGAGCAGUUGUGCUGCUUCCUCUGCCGCCAGGGCUUUGACGACCCGGAGCUGCAGGGGUGCUUCCGAGAAAAUCAAAUGACUGGUUCAGUACUGCCAUUCAUCGAUGAACCUUAUCUUGAAAAGAUGGGAGUUAGAUGUCUGCCAGUGAGAACAAAACUUCUGCUUUGUUUGCGCAAGCUGGAACAAACUUGUACUGACGUAAUGAAGGUAUUUAAUGAUCCAAUUCAUGGCCAUUUUGAAAUGCAUCCUCUCCUUGUUCGAAUCAUUGAUACACCCCAAUUCCAGCGUCUACGAUACAUUAAACAAUUAGGUGGCACUUACUAUGUUUUCCCAGGAGCAUCACACAAUCGCUUUGAACAUUCCCUUGGGGUUGGCCAUCUAGCAGGCCGCUUGGUCCGAGCACUGCAGGAACGACAACCAGAGCUGGAUAUUAAUCAGAGGGAUAUUUUGUGUGUCCAGAUUGCUGGUCUUUGUCAUGAUCUGGGUCAUGGGCCAUUCUCUCAUAUGUUUGAUGGAAGAUUCAUCCCACUUGCGAAUCCAAAAUCCAAAUGGAAGCAUGAACAGGCUUCUGUGAAGAUGUUUGAUUACUUGAUUGUUUCCAAUGAGCUGGGACCAGUCAUGGAAUAUUAUGGUCUCAGACUGCCAGAAGAUACAGAGUUUAUCAAAGAACAAAUAGGAGGACCCACAAAAACUAAUGACUGUUCAUGGCCUUACAGGGGACGACCUAAAGAGAAGAGCUUUCUUUAUGAGAUUGUGGCUAACCAAAGAAAUGGUGUUGAUGUAGAUAAAUGGGAUUACUUUGCCAGGGAUUGUCAUCAUCUUGGAAUCCAGAAUAACUUUGAUUAUGAACGCUUCAUUAAAUUUGCUCGGGUCUGUAAAGUAGAUAAUGAGAAGCAUAUUUGUACUCGUGAUAAGGAGGUUGGAAAUUUAUAUGACAUGUUCUACACUCGGAACUGCCUGCACCGCAGAGCCUAUCAGCACAAGGUUGGCAACAUCAUUGAAACCAUGAUUACAGAUGCUUUCUUGAAAGCUGAUAAGUACAUCAAGAUAAAGGGCUCUAAAGGAAAAGAAUACCACCUCUCUACAGCAAUAGAGGAUAUGCAAGCUUACACUAAACUAACAGAUGACAUCUUUUUGACAAUUCUGCGCUCUGAUCUCCCAGAGCUACAUGAAGCACAGGAAAUUUUGCGUAAAAUAGAGUGUCGUGAUCUCUACAAAUACCUGGGAGAGACUAAACCUCGAGAGGGCAAGGAAAUUAAAGAGGAGCAGUACGAUAAAUUGUCCGCUGAAAUUGCUGCAUCUAAGCCAGAGACAGAAAGUCAGGAUGUUGGAUUGAUGGCUGAAGACUUCAUAGUUGAUGUUAUCAACAUGGAUUAUGGAAUGAAAGAGAAGAAUCCUAUCAAUAAUGUUCGUUUCUACUGCAAGUCUGAUAUCACUAAGGCAGUCAAAAUUACAAAAGAACAGGUCUCAAAGUUUCUGCCAGAGAAAUUUGCUGAACAGUUGAUCAGGGUUUACUGUAAGAAAAUGGAUAAAGAGAGUAUUGAUGUUGCUAGAAAAUAUUUCGUUAAAUGGUGCAUGGACAAGGAUUUCAGUAAACCACAGGAUGGUGAUGUGGUUGCCCCUGAACUUACUCCAAUGAAAGAAGACUGGAAUCAGGAUGGUGACAAAGAAGCAGAGCAGAGUUUCAAAAAAUCUCUUUUCUAACUGAGCAGCUUAAACUUCUUUCCAGUCACCAGACUUUCAUGCUACCAUUUUUGAUACAUCAGGUUGCAUAGACAGAUUUUAUCAUGUUUACUUCAAAUAUUCCAUAAAAGCACAGAAAAAAUACGCACUAUGUUGUUAGGAGAAAGUUUGAUGGGAAAGGCCUUGCGUGCUUAGCAGUAGAAACUUUAAAAACUCUCCAUGUGUUGUGGCAAUCAUAUGGAAAUUUAACCACUGGUAAUGAGAACAUUAUUGCUUAUGAGGAGUGCUCCCUUUACAUGCUGGCUUGAGCAUGUAUUAGUGAAGUAAGAACUGACUGCUAAAGGAGGCUUCAGAGGCAUUUGUAAAAUCACUAAUGUUUAAAAAUCAAAAUCUAAUCCAGAGGCCUGUAUUUUUAAAUGAACACAAUUAUCCAAGGUCUGACAAAAUAUUAUAGCUCAUUUACCAAGGAAAACACUGUAAACCAAUCAUGGCUUUUGAGGGCAGGAAGAGGAGACAUGCUGUUUGCAUUACAUGUGGUAAUUCUGACAAACUUUCUCACAGUAUAUGCUGCUUUAGAUCUUUCUUUUUUCUUUUUUUAACUUUUGUUGUUUUUUAAUGGCCAGAGUCAAUACUCAGAAGAGCAAAUAACAAACCAGUGACAUGGUGUCCUUUCAACACAUGCUAUAGAGGAAAUAAUCAGUUGCAAUAGAGAGGCCAAUGGCUAUUUAAAAAGCAGAUGUUGUGCUAAGGGUUUUGUCUUUUCUAUUUUGAAAAGUCUGAAUGUAUUUUUAACUCUUCCACAUUGCCAGAGACAAUGAUUGUAUGUAUAAGGGUAUUGUAUCAUCCUUUUAAGAUGUAUUAUUUUUGGUAAUAUUUCUGUGACAUGCACUUUAUGCUACCAAAAAUAUGCUUUUAUAUACAAGAGCUGUUUUUCCUGAAGAAGUCAGCUGUCAUUGUUGAGAAUUAACUCGUUUAAUUUCUGGAUUUUUUCCUAUUCUUCUUUAAGCCCCUUUUAAUGAUAACCUAUAGAAGAAUUGCAUAAAUUUUAAAAAGUGUUCAAAA